AGUGCCGCUCCUCCCGAGGGACGCAACAGGAGCCAGGAGCUGGCGGACUCCGAAGCCGAAACAAAGCCCGGGCGCUUCGCUCGCCUCCCGCUUUCUUUUCCUCCCGCUGCGUCUUUCCGACCCCUCGGCGGCUUCUUCUGAGGACUUUUUCCUGCCUUGUGGUGGCCACUCAGCUACCCCGAGAGUUCAUUAGGGCUUUCUUUCCCAGAGAAAAUGUCAACUUCUGCCAUGGAACCCCAGUCCCUUGAUGAGAGAGGAAGUUUUUUUAAGCUAAUUGACACAAUUGCUUCAGAAAUCGGAGAACUGAAACAGGAGAUGGUACACACAGAUCUGGCACUGGACGCUGGACGCACCAGUUUACCAAGCCUAGAGAAAGAUAUGGGUGAUGUGUGCCCGGAUCAGAAAGAUUUUGCAAAUAUCAUACGAGAUUCUGGAUAUGAUAGUCUCCCCAUUAAGCUCAGCAUACUAGAUAAACUUCUUCAUACCCACCCUAUCUGGUUACAGCUUGGCUUAAAUGAUGCUGAAGCAGUGGAAAUUCUACGCUCUCAACCUCCCGGAACUUUCCUUGUUAGAAAGUCCUCAAGAAUGCAGAAGAAAGUCUUGUCUUUACGCCUACCAAAUGAUGUAAAGGGAUUUUGCCUUAAAGAGUUUGCAAUAAAAGAAAGCAUCUAUACUUUUUCCUUGGAAGGCUCUGGAAUAAGUUUUGCUGACUUAUUCAGGCUCAUAGCUUUCUACUGUAUUAGCAGGGAUGUCCUGCCAUUCACCUUGAAGUUACCUCAGGCAAUUGCAGCAGCAACAACAGAGUCUGAACUUGAAGAGGCUGUUCAGCUGGGAUUGAAUUUUUGGAGCUCUCCAGCUAACAACAAACUGCAAAAAUCUUCGCCCCUCCAGAAGCCUCUGCCUUCAGACAGCAUUUACAAAAGCUCCCAGCAACUCUGCCUCAUAAAUGGAGUUCAUUCUAUAAGAACUAGAACGCCUUCAGAGCUGGAAUGCAGCCAGACCAACGGAGCCCUGUGUUUUAUUAAUCCUCUCUUCUUGAAAGUGCACAGCCAGGAUGAUGGUGGAAAUCUGAAAAGAUCAGGUCCAAAAGCACAAGAUGUGAAUGGCCCUGAGAGAUCCUGUUCUCCCCCACCCAGGCCUCCCCCACCUUCUAUUCAUAGCCUUCUUGCACACCCUCAGCUGUCCAGGACUACAAACCAGGCCAGUCUGCCAGGAACUGUCAGUCACAGCAAACACUCCAACUUGGACGUGAUACAGAAGAGGCCAGCUCCUAUCCCACCGCCUCGCCUGAAGAAAAGGGCUCUCUCUUUAGCACAGAGCAAUGCAAAGAACUCAGCAGUAAAUGAACCCAGCCAUAAUUUGGUGGAUGGCACAGAAACUGCCAGCAUUCCAGGUGGAGCCCCGCCUCAGCAGAACUUGAAGAGCAAAAGCAGCUUAGCUAUACACCGUGAGUCACAAGUGCAGUGGAAUGGAGGCAGGCAAAGACUAAGCAACAUGAGCUUGUCCACAUCCUCCUCUGAUUCUCUGGAUUUUGACCGGAGCAUGCCGCUCUUUGCCUAUGAUGCGGAUACCAACAGCAGCCUGGAGGAGUUUGAGGGGGAGAGCGACCAGGAGAGCAUGGCACCACCCUUUAAGCCCAAGAAAAAAAGGAAUGGCUCGUUUGUGCUUCCCAAAAUCGUCAAAUCCCAGCUGAGGAAAAUGAGUGGCGUCUUCAGUUCCUUCAUGACCCCUGAGAAAAGGAUGGUUAAGAAAAUAGCAGAAAUGUCUCGAGACAAGCGUACCUAUUUUGGUUGCCUAGUUCAGGACUAUAUAAGCUUUCUGCAGGAGAACAAGGAGUGUCAUGUUUCCAGCACAGACAUGCUUCAAACUAUUCGGCAGUUCAUGACCCAAGUGAAGAGCUAUUUAUCUCAGAGUUCUGAACUGGAUCCUCCCAUUGAAUCUCUGAUUCCGGAAGACCAAAUAGAUGUGGUAUUAGAGAAGGCCAUGCAUAAAUGCAUCUUGAAACCCCUCAAGGACCACAUCGAAAUGAUGUUGAAAGAAUUCCACACAGCUGAUGGCUCAUGGAAACAGUUGAAAGAAAAUCUUCAACUUGUCCGACAGCGAAAUCCUCAGGAGCUGGGUGUUUUCGUCCCAACACCAGAUUUUGUAGAUGUUGAAAAGAUUAAAGUCAAAUUCAUGGCAAUGCAGAAAAUGUAUUCUCCUGAAAAGAAAGUUAUGUUGCUACUAAGAGUAUGCAAACUGAUUUACACUGCGAUGGAAAACAAUUCAGGGAGAAUGUAUGGGGCUGAUGACUUUUUGCCAGUGCUGACCUAUGUUGUGGCUCAGUGUGAUAUGCUGGAGUUAGAUGCUGAAAUUGAGUACAUGAUGGAACUGCUGGACCCAUCCUUGCUGCAUGGAGAAGGAGGCUACUAUUUGACAAGUGCAUAUGGAGCACUGUCCUUAAUUAAGAAUUUCCAAGAAGAGCAAGCGGCCAGGCUGUUGUGUUCAGAGGCCAGAAAUACUCUCAGGCAGUGGCAUAAGCGGAGAACAACAAACAGAACAAUCCCAUCUGUUGAUGAUUUUCAGAACUACCUACGAGUUGCAUUCCAGGAAAUCAACAGUGGCUGCACAGGAAAAACAUUGCUAGUGAGGCCAUAUAUUACUACAGAAGAUGUGUGUCAGCUCUGUGCUGAGAAGUUUAAAGUGGAUAAUCCUGAGAACUUUAGCCUGUUUCUUUUUAUUGAUGACACUUGGCAACAACUGACAGAAGAUACCUAUCCCCAAAAAAUCAAAGCUGAACUGCACAGUCGGCCACAGCCUCAGGUCUUCCAUUUUGUGUAUAAACGCAUCAACAGUGAUCCUUAUGGGGCAAUAUUCCAGAAUGACAACCGUGACCAAAAUACAUAA
This is a messenger RNA of Pseudonaja textilis, 2886 nucleotides long. It is a transcript of the gene RIN2, whose product is annotated as Ras and Rab interactor 2. Gene Ontology annotation, cellular component: endocytic vesicle; cytosol. The record is from RefSeq and is a predicted model, not a curated record. NCBI's taxonomy places the organism in Eukaryota, Metazoa, Chordata, Lepidosauria, Squamata, Elapidae. Gene Ontology annotation, biological process: signal transduction; vesicle-mediated transport. Gene Ontology annotation, molecular function: small GTPase binding; guanyl-nucleotide exchange factor activity.